Molecule: messenger RNA, 1895 nt
Organism: Helicoverpa armigera (cotton bollworm)
Lineage: Eukaryota; Metazoa; Arthropoda; Insecta; Lepidoptera; Noctuidae
Gene: CCAP
Product: cardioactive peptide
Exons: 5
Coding region: 62-436 (124 amino acids)
Source: RefSeq, a predicted model, not a curated record
AUUCUGAGACCCUUCGCCUCCAGGUCAGCCAUUUUGUGCAGAGCUGUCAAAUUUUCCCGCCAUGUCAGUGUCACGCGUUUCGUUGUUCGUCGUCAUCGCGCUUUUGUACUUGGAAUGCUGUUAUACAGCCACGAUUCCAAGGAAUUUCGAAGGUCGCAUGUCAGAAGAAAUGAUCAUGACUCCUAAGAAGAGGCCAUUCUGCAACGCAUUUACUGGUUGUGGACGCAAGAGGUCCCAACAAUCUCCCGGAAUGCCUGCGCAAGAGUUGAUGAGGCAGAAACAGUAUGUCGAUGAUGAAGCUUUCGGCACGAUUUUGGACUCGGAGGCUGCCAUCGAAGAACUGUCCCGACAAAUUCUAUCUGAAGCCAAGUUAUGGGAGGCCAUUCAAGAGGCCAGCGCCGAAAUAGCAAGGAGGAAACAAAAAGAAUCGUAUUAACUCGAUUACAACGAUGUAUCGAUACCGUAGCGUUUCAAUCGAUUAGAAAUUAAAAAAUAAACUGUUAACCAAUACUCGGCUACGGUUAAUGUUGCCAUUUAGUUAUAGUAAUGUUGCGAGACGAAAAAAGUCGGCCAUCUUGUUUUUUAACUGUCAUAUUUUUUUUCUUUAAACCGGGUAACACGAAUUUGUUAGAAUUUCUUUACAAUAUAAAUACAUACUCGUUAAGAAAAACUUUGACAAAAGAAUACAAUUUAAAUAAAAAUUACACUUAUACUGAGUAACUUACAAAAACGUUAAUCUAUACCUAAGUUAAGUUUAUGUUUUGUUAAAUAAUAGAAUCAGAUGUAUAACUUUGCGGAAAUCUAUGGCAUAAAAUGUUUAGAAAUAUAUGUAGCGUUAAUUUCCAAGAGACAGUUAAUGUGUUAAUAGGUAUUAUCUAACUCUAAUUAAUGUCAACAUUACCUGAGUACGUAGUGUGAGUUUUGAAAGUUAACUUUGUCGAAAAAUUACACUGAUCUACAGCAUAUUUGUUGCAAAGGUGAAAUAUACCUAUAAUAUCUUGUAGAAUAUUUGAUUGGAUCGAGUCCAGGACAUGAUCUCUAAAUCCCGAUGUGCUAGUGCAACUUUAUGUUCUGCACUUCGAUUACGUAUUAAAUAUUUUACAAGAAAUUAUAUAUUUCACCAAAAUAAUAAUUUGUAAACAGCUAUCUGUGGAGAUCUAAGGGGGAGGCCUAUGUUCAGCAGUGGACGUCCUAUGGCUGAGAUGAUGAUGAUGAAACUAGUGUCAUCAUACAACUUAAUUACGUAGCAUUCAUAUUAGAACUGUUUAUUUAAUAAAAACUGUCAUUUACACUUGGUCGCAUUAUAAACGCGCUCACUUACGAAAUAGUAAACGUUAUUAUCCGGCAAAAUGAAUGAAGGUGUGAUAUUCAAAUGAUGUGAUGUAGCAUAAUGACUCUUUAAUUCAACCGAGUAAUAAUUACGUAUCGAGAGAGUUAACUUUGAAAACUCGGAAACAAACUUUGUAUUUUUGACGUUCAUAAGUUCUUGUAAAGGGUACCGAGUCUAACCAAGGGGUAUCGGGUUGCCAUGGUAACUGGGUUGAGGAGAUCAGAUAGGCAGUCGCUCCUUGUAAAGCACUGGUACUCAGCUGCAUUCGGUUAGACUGGAAGCCGACCCCAACAUAGUUGGGAAAAGGCUCGGAACAUGAUGUAGUGCUUGUAAAGGCCUAAAUGAAAUAAAAUUAUUUGACUUUGAAUCAAUACUGAAGAUGCCUCGAUUAACUGACUCGAGUAAAUUAACGCUACAUAUUUUUCCAAACAUUCUAUACAUGUUUUUGUUUUAUAUUUUUAAGUAGCCAACUAGGAGGUGACUUAGUAAUAAUUAUAAUUAUUAUAGUACUAGUUAUAGUUAGUUUUUUGAUGCCAAUAAAUUCGAGAAGGAUUAAAAUAUCCAG